Molecule: messenger RNA, 1053 nt
Organism: Penaeus vannamei (Pacific white shrimp)
Lineage: Eukaryota; Metazoa; Arthropoda; Malacostraca; Decapoda; Penaeidae
Source: RefSeq, a predicted model, not a curated record
AUGUCAAAUCCAUCAAAUAAAAAACCAAUAAGAGUAGGUGUUUCAGUAGGAGAUGUUAACGGAAUUGGACCUGAAAUAAUUCUCAAAACCUUUGCAGACACUAGGGUUCUUGAUUUUGUAACCCCAGUUAUCUAUGGGUCGCCUUCUUUGCUUUCUUUGCACAGAAAAACAUUAGAUUUACCUUCCAUGACCCAUACUAAUUUAGAGGAGGGGAUGGAAGCAAAAUCUAAAACACUGUAUAUAAAAAAAUGUUGGGACAAGGAUCCCGAAUUGGCUAUAGGAACUGAGACUUCAGUGGGAGGUGAAUACGCUAUUAAAUCCUUAAAAGCUGCUACUGAUGAUUUGGCUACUUCUAAGAUAGAUGUAUUAGUUACUGCCCCAAUUAAUAAACAUAAUGUGCAGAGUAAUGAGUUCAGUUUCCCUGGACAUACGGAGUUUUUAGCAAAUUUAUCUAAUGUUGACAAUGCAUUAAUGCUCAUGGUGGCAGAUUCGUUGAGAGUUGCAGUGGUUUCUGGUCACAUCCCUCUUAAGGAAGUAGCUAAAACGUUAACUAAAGAGAAAAUAGUAAAUUCUAUCCAUCAACUGAAUGAAAGUUUAAUCAAAGAUUUUGGUAUUACUCGUCCUAAAAUUGCAGUAAUGGGUUUAAACCCUCACGCAGGAGAUAAAGGAAUAAUAGGAGAUGAAGAAAAAGAAAUUAUUUCACCCGCUAUUUCCGAAGCAAAAGGAAAAGGAGUGUUAGCAUUUGGCCCUUAUUCAGCAGACGGAUUUUUUGGUAGCUCAGAUUAUGCUCAUUACGAUGGGAUAUUAGCUAUGUAUCACGACCAAGGUCUAGUGCCUUUUAAAAGUCUUUCUUUUGGAAACGGAGUGAAUUUUACUGCUGGAUUACCGAUUGUAAGAACUUCUCCAGAUCAUGGUACUGGUUUUGAUAUUGCGGGUAAGAAUCAGGCUUCAGAAUCUUCUUUUAGAAAUGCAUUGUAUUUAGCUUUAGACAUUUAUAGAGCAAGAAAAGAACACAAGGAAUUUACAGCUAACCCUCUGCAAAAACAGAAAUAA